Messenger RNA from Mytilus trossulus (common blue mussel), 4508 nucleotides. Its product is annotated as hemicentin-1-like. NCBI's taxonomy places the organism in Eukaryota, Metazoa, Mollusca, Bivalvia, Mytilida, Mytilidae. The record is from RefSeq and is a predicted model, not a curated record. Bases 1 to 4290 code for a protein of 1429 amino acids. Gene Ontology annotation, molecular function: cell adhesion molecule binding. Gene Ontology annotation, biological process: cell-cell adhesion. The transcript is spliced from 23 exons. Gene Ontology annotation, cellular component: cell-cell junction; plasma membrane.
AUGGAAUCUAAAGAAGCUUCACAACCUUCUGAACAAGAUUUUAUGUCACUAUAUGCAUUCUCACGACGGGGAGGCUCAGGACGCUCUUUUGGCUUGCUGAAUGGUACACAGUUUAUCAAAGACAUUGUCUGCUCGUCGACUGGUAGAGAUUUUUCCUGUCCUCGUUUAACUUUAACCUGUUCAGCAUGUACAGCGCUUGAAUCUGUCAUUUCAGUCUGCAGUUGGAAAACAGCUCUAGUCAUAGAAUGGAAAGUAUCCUUGCCAUCCACCGUUUCCUUGUUCAUGUCAAUGUUACCUGAUCCUUCCUGGAUAAGACCAGUAUUGGACGACAGUGCUGUCGUAGGAUCUAAUAUUUAUGUUGAUGGAGGCUCAACAAUUGCACUUGUAUGCCCAUUCAAAGCCGAUCCUGCAAACUCCAUUAGGUGGUCUGGACCUCCAAAUUUGAUAACUCUGUCGAUUGGGUUUGACAUUAAUCCCAAUUUACCAGAUGCACAGAGAUCCCGUCUCAGCGUUUCAGGUAAUGGCAGCAACGGGGAUUAUAAUUUAAAGAUUGGUAACAUUCAACUGCACGAUGAAGGAGUAUAUAGAUGUAAUGGAGUAUCUAGUGGAUCUUCAUUAUAUAAAGACCUCAACUUGUUUAUAAAAGUCGUCAAAUUAUCAACAUAUCCAAGUACUGCAGUUGAAGGAAAAGAUUACAGUUUCAUAUGCUCUUAUGUAAACAGUUUCAUAGAAUUUCGAACAGAUGAAAGUACAAUCUGUGUCAUUAUAGGAAUUAACGCUAAUGGUACCUGUAACAUAUCUGGGAGUUACAACAGAAAAUUUACGUACAGCUGUGAUUCGUCAACGUAUAAUGUAACCAUACCUGGGCUGUUUUUGACAGAAAGCUUACAUGGAACUAAAUGGGAAUGUUUAAAUGUCUUCGAUAAUUCCCAAAGGUCCGGCAAAAAACAAUUAUAUGUAAAUACUCCAAUCACUUCAGUCACACUGUCAAAUCCAGCGGCAGAUGAAAAUCCAGUAAAAGUAAUCAAUGGUCAAAAGAUAAUUUUUACAUGCAGAACAAAUGCCGGUCGACCAUCCGCUAAAAUACAAUGGUAUCUCGCAAGUGUUAACAUCACAUCAUCUGCUUCAAGUCAGACUGAAGUAUGUGCUACAGAUUGUUCUGAUGAUAAAUUUGUAUCGUCAAGCCAGCAAAUAUACAAAGGGCAGAAGGAUGACAGCGACAAAAUAAUUGUUUGUACUGCAUUAAAUAUACAGGGCCAUGGUGUUAAGUCAUCGAAUAAAACAAUUGAUGUAUUGUAUUUCCCAAAUAUCCACAUGAAACCGAUAUAUAAUCCAUAUAAUGUAUACCAGAACCAGCAAGAUGUAGUCUUAAUAUGUGAAAUUGACGAUGCGAACCCUUCAGAAGCUGUCACGUACAAAUGGAAUAGUCCAAGUCGUACGGUAAACACUCAAAAUCUUACCAUACCAACUGUAACCAAAUUACACAAUGGCCAGUACUCGUGUACUGCCACAAAUAUAGCUGGCACGUCCAAUAAAGCAACAAAACAGUUAAAUGUGCAUUAUGGUCCAAUGAUAUCAAAUAUUUCCAACCAGCACGAUAUUACAGAGGGGAACAACCUGAUAGUGUCGCCUAUAGUUGAUGCAAAUCCAGUGCCCAAGUUUGUAUGGUGGACAAAACAGAAUGAUGCAAACUUCAGAUAUGAACACUUCGUCCUUAUAAUAAACAACAUAAACAGAAAGUCAAGUGGAAACUACUCGUGUUACGUAAUGAACACACUGUCACCUUCAGGGAUGUCGGAAAUAAACAUAACAGCUCAACAGACGUUCUCCGUAAACGUAGUAUUUAAACCUUUUUUAGACAGCACUAAACCAUAUUCUCCUGGACAUGUUACUGCAACAAUAAACAGCACUCUUCGAUUAACAUUAACAGUAAAUGCUUACCCGGUACCAUUUAUAGAAUGGACAUUCAGGGCGGAUAAGGACUGGAAUACCUGCAAUUUUGUAACUAUAAUGUCCAACACAAUUAGCAAUGAAUUCGGCACUUCCUCAUCAGUAUUGAUCAACAAUAUCAACAGCAAUAACUUCGGCGACUAUGUUUUUACAGCUAGAAAUACAGCUGGCGUUUUCUCUCGAAGAUUUGUUGUAAUGGAAGAAGCAUUGUUAAGACAAGAGAUGUUCGCAAGCACAAAAGGGAAUACUGGCAUGUUUUUGGCAGGCAUAGUAACCUUGGUCGUCGGUUUGUUGAGCCUUACGUCAUCAGUUAUUUUUGUUGUCCGGAACAGACUAAAGAACAAGACAAUUGCAUCUUCCAAAACUGACCAAUAUAGUGAUGUACAAAGAAGCAAUCCUGCAUUUACAGAUCCAUAUACUACGUUACAGUGUGAUAUAGUGCAAACUAUAUUCAGUCUAAAUGUUGGUAUAUCUGGAUACCCUUACAUCGAACCAGGCGUGCCAUACAAUGUCUCGUGUACAGUUGAUGAGUAUCAAGACAAUAGACGGACAACGUUUUUUGCAAGAACCACAGAUACUUAUCUCGAAGAAACUACUGUUUGGUACUACAAAAGGUAUGGAUGUUUUCAACUCAUGAGCCCAGUGUCUAUACUUUGUAUAAAUGCAUCAUGUGCGUGUGAUGAUAAUGGAUUAACUACACACUGGACAUACGACACACCUUCACACCUUCCUACACCAGUGAUAUUUACAUGUUUUUCCUCAGAUAAUGAAUCUAGAAUUGCUCAAAGUGACGUUCUGGAACCGACAAUUCUUCUUGGUCCAGGAUCAAGUCUUCAAUUCGACCCUAGUACCAACUCAUUAACAAAGACGAAAGGGGAACAACUUGGUCCAUUAAAUUGUUCAGCAACAUGUAAUCCUCCAUGUCAGUACACAUGGACUAAACCAGAUAAAAGUACUAUCAUUGGUGGUCAGUUGAUAAUAACAUCAUUGUCGUUUGGGGAUCAUGGACAUUUUAUUUGUACAGCAUCAAAUGCUAUUGGCGGAAGUCAGAAUAAAAGUCUGGAUGUAACAGUUAAUUACAGUCCUGAGUAUGUUACACUGUUACCACAUGAUACACAUUAUAAUGUAACAGAAGGAAACAAUAUACAACCAAUCAAUUGCAGGGCAGACUGUAGACCUGUUUGUACAUUUAUAUGGUCUGGUCCUAACGUUCCCGCUGGCACAACUAACGUACUCAGUCUUCAGAAUAUAAAUAAAAACCAAAAAGGAGUUUUUAACUGUACAGCAUAUAACGACGUUGGUGUUUUAAAAUCAGACGAUGUGAAUAUAAAUGUUCAGUUUGGUCCAGGAUCAAGUCUUGAAUUUGAACCCAGUGCCACGUCAUUAACAAAGCUUAAGGGGGAACAACUUGGUCCAAUUAAUUGUGCUGCAACAUGUAAUCCUCCUUGUCAAUACACAUGGACUAAACCAAAUACAGCAAUUAUAGAUGGUGGUCAAUUGGUUUUGGCAGUAUUGUCUAUUGCUGAUCAUGGAGAGUUUAUUUGCUCAGCAUCAAAUGCUAUUGAUGGAAGUCAUAAUAAAAGUCUGGCUGUAACAGUUAAUUUUAAACCUUUUCUUGACCAAACCAGACCACAUUCUCCACCUUAUGUUAGUGCAGCCGAAAACAACUCUCUUCACUUACAACUAACAGUUAAUGCUAACCCGACACCAACUAUAGAAUGGAAAUUCAGAACACAGGUGGACUGGGAUUCAUGUAAUUUUAUAACAAUAGUCUCUAACACAACAACUAAUAGGUUCCUUACUUCAUCAUCCGUUCUGAUUGAUGAUGAACAAAGCAAAAUCUUCGGCGAGUAUACUUUUUCAGCUAAUAAUACAGUUGGAUUCCUAUUUCGCAGAUUUGUUGUCAUGAAAGAGGCAAAUUUAGCCCGAGUGAAAUGUCCAAUAACGAACGAAAAUACUGGGAUGUUUUUAGCAGGAAUAGUAACCUUGAUUGUCGGUUUGAUGAGCUUAACGGCAGCAGUAAUUUUUGUUGUCAGAAACGGUUUAAAGAACAAAGCGCUGAAUUCAUCAAAAUUUGUUGAAUACAGUGAUAUGCAGAGAAGCAAUCCUGCAUUUACAGAUGCAUACACAACGUUACAGUCUAAUAUCGAAUCAACAGUACCUUCAGAGCAAACUAUUAACAAUUAUGAAGAAUGUGGGAGAACUCAUGAGGCAAAUAGAUACAGUUCAGUAGACAAAAAAGAUUCUGAACCAAGUCAAUAUCAGCAGCAUGGUGUUAAUACAUAUGAGGAAUGUGGAAAAAGAAUUGACGCACAUGCUUAUGAUAUUUUAGACAAAUGAAGUCAGACCAAGUUGACAUCCAAAAUAUAGUGGUUAUAUGAAAUUUAAAGAUUAACUUGUUACAUAAAUCGAAUAGAUGUUUAUUUCAAAAUGUGACACUUUGUAUUAAAUUCUGGUUCUACUUAACCAUGUAUGAUUUAAUUUUAUAAUAUUCAAAAUCUCUAUGCAACGUGUCGACACUGUGUAACUGCUUUGUCGCAAGAAUUAAUUUAUAUCGU